CUGAGCCAUAAGACCGUGAGUAGCGUACGUCGUAGUCGUCGCGACAAUGGCCUGUAAUACGCGACAGUACUUGUCGAACGGUUUAUCUAGGCUACGCGCGCGUACGGAAGUGCUCGUUCGAAUAAGGAUUUCAGUCGGAGUGCGAAGAAUUCCUGGAUUCCGUCCAUCCGAAACGUGGUUGACCAUACGCCGUCCGUCACCCGACUGUCCGUUAUGUAACGAUAUAGAAGAACAAUCUGACUCUCGGUAGAUCGGACCUGCUUUCGUGACAACGUGAAUACGCGAUCCGACGCAAAAUGGAAGCCUUCAUCAACGAGAUGGUAGAACCGAGGGUGCUGGAUUUGAUUGUGCUGAUUUUGCCGAAAUGGAAGCUACUGAUAUAUAUCUUUCUGAUGAAUGUUAUCAUCUUUUCGCCGAUCUACUUCUUCGGCGUUAUCCUGAUCGACAACGUCGAGCUGCAGCUGAUCUGCCCAUCGGCAAUGCUGUUCGGUUUCAACCUCAUCCACCGGGCGCUGUUCAUACGCCAUAACCUGAACAACACCCGUUCCAUGCUGGUGGGCAUUGGCUUGCUGUGCGUUGGAAUCUCAACCAGUGGCCUCGUGGCGAUGUACAGCGAUGAUCGCGGAACCUACCAGACGAUCGUACUGCUGUACAGCUUAGUCGGAGGUUAUGGUUAUCACUUGGUGUUUUCAAAAAUGUGGAAAGUCCUAGCGAAGAUCUUCAACGCCAAGAAGGAAAUGUUUGUCAUUAAAUUCCUCCACUCGUUCGGUCAAUCCAUGACCCCGCUGUUCCUGUUGGUCAUAUUCUACUGCCCGUGGAAGGACUAUAUCUACGGUGCACUGCUGGUGUUGCUCGGCGGAAUUCUACUCAAUCUCGUUCCCAUCACCAUCCUGAUAGAGAACGAGAAGAACUUCCUGAAGCUUGACCUAGAUUCGUUCAUAAAAAUCACUGAAAAAGGAAACGAAUCCUUCUACAACGAUGUGGCCAAGAACUUUACCGGAACGGAAGCCGUUUUCCCGGCACAAACACCACCCGAAGUGGAGCAGAUGCCGAUGAUGAGUUGGAAGAAUCCAGCAAAUUACUGCCGCGAUGAAGAGUUGGAGAUACCUGUAAUUCUGGAGGGCGACUGCGAAGACGAUCUAUUGAACCGGGAGGGGAAGUGCUACAAUCACGAUGGGGUAGAGAUACUGGAAAUAAUCAUCGAAGAAGACGAGGACAAUGCCUCGGAGAUUGCAGACGUAGCCGUGAACGUGCAACCUGUCAAGGAAGCUGAUAAGACUAAGUGGCUUACAUUAAGCCAGAUAUUCAUAUCAAUUGCUAGACUAUAUCACAGCAUCCAGGUGCGACAGAACUUCAACACCAGGAUCGGGAAAUCGCUCCGCUUCUCGAUCAGAGAGCUCAGAUUCUACAGCUGUUUGUUUCUGAAAUCCACUGACGUAUGCAUUUUCGUACUUUUCCUAACGGUGCUGCCAAGGUUUAUGUCCCACCAUUACUAUUAUCGGGGAAAGCCGCGGCAAAUGCUGCUAUUAUCGUUGGUCAUUAUCUCCUCUUCGUGGGCGACGUUUUCGCUGUUGCUACUUUGGUGUGACAUCAAGCUCCGCAAGCAGCAAGAUAAGCUACUCAUAUUUAGCAUUCUCUUCAAAGCGUUCGGCUACUUUUGCGUCUAUUCGACCAAGUCCAGCUUUUGGACCGUGUCCGGAUGUAUUCUGAUAGGCGUAGGUCACGCCAUCACCUGCUUCUAUCAGGAUCUGGUGAUUAAGCGGAAGUUCAGCGCUCGCCAGUGGAGUCUGGUGAAGGGAGCCCUCUGUCUGCUGAGCGGACUGUUAGUGAUAGCAAUAGCUAGCUUAACCAAUGUAGCGUUCAUCUACUGUAGGAUAGAUAACGUACUGCUGACCCUGCUGUUGGUUUACUGCUUCAGUGGGAGCGUGUGGUUGGUGUUUAAUUUUAGGAUAAUUUUCCGGUAGGUUUUAAU
This is a messenger RNA of Ochlerotatus camptorhynchus, 1972 nucleotides long. RefSeq lists its product as uncharacterized. The transcript has 3 exons. Gene Ontology annotation, molecular function: monocarboxylic acid transmembrane transporter activity. Lineage: Eukaryota; Metazoa; Arthropoda; Insecta; Diptera; Culicidae. Bases 297 to 1964 code for a protein of 555 amino acids. The record is from RefSeq and is a predicted model, not a curated record. Gene Ontology annotation, cellular component: membrane. Gene Ontology annotation, biological process: monocarboxylic acid transport.